Messenger RNA from Molossus molossus (Pallas's mastiff bat), 893 nucleotides. RefSeq names its product TIMP metallopeptidase inhibitor 1 (gene TIMP1). Gene Ontology annotation, cellular component: extracellular matrix. The transcript is spliced from 6 exons. Gene Ontology annotation, biological process: negative regulation of membrane protein ectodomain proteolysis; negative regulation of endopeptidase activity. Gene Ontology annotation, molecular function: protease binding; metalloendopeptidase inhibitor activity. The record is from RefSeq and is a predicted model, not a curated record. The coding region runs from base 24 to 791 and encodes 255 amino acids. Lineage: Eukaryota; Metazoa; Chordata; Mammalia; Chiroptera; Molossidae.
CACUGACGGUGGGCGGAUGAGUAAUGCAUCCAGGAAGCCUGGAGGCCUGUGGUUUCCGCACCGCUGCCACCCCCGCCCCUCGCGUGGACAUUUAUCCUCUGCCGCUCAGGCCCUGCCGCCAUCGCCGCAGACCCAGCGUCUACAGAGGCUACAUCAGAGAACCCACCAUGGCCCCCUUUGCACCACUGGCCUCCGGCAUCCUGUUGUUGCUGUAUCUGACAGCCCCCAGCAGGGCCUGUACCUGUGCCCCACCCCACCCGCAGAUGUCCUUCUGCAACUCCGACGUCGUCAUCAAGGCCAAGUUCAUAGGGACAGCAGAAGUCAACCAGACAACUUUAUAUCAGCGUUAUGAGAUCAAGACGACCAAGAUGUUCAAAGGGUUCAACGCCUUGGGGGAUGUCUCUGACAUCCGGUUCGUCUACACCCCAGCCAUGGAGAGUGUCUGUGGAUACUUCCACCGGUCUCAGAACCGAAGCCAGGAAUUUCUCAUCGCUGGACAACUGUGGAAUGGGCACCUGCAUAUCACUACCUGCAGUUUCGUGGCUCCCUGGAACAGUCUGAGCUCCGCUCAGCGUCGGGGCUUCACCAAGCUCUACACCGCUGGUUGUGAGGAAUGCACAGUGUUUCCUUGCUCAUCCAUUCCCUGCAAACUGCAGAAUAACACUCACUGCUUGUGGACAGACCAGCUGCUCACAGGCUCUGACAAGGGCUUCCAGAGCCGCCACCUUGCCUGCCUGCCACGGAAGCCAGGGAUGUGCACCUGGCAGUCCCUGCGGCUCCGGGUUGCCUGAUCCUGCCCCCAGCAGAAGCUGAAACCUGCACAGUGUUCACUCCCUUUCCUACUCCUGUCUUUCUUUUUUCAAGACAAUGAAAUAAAGACCUACCACUCAGCA